AUGGACUUCAGUGAAAGGCUGCCAGCAGAGACGCUUCUCGGCAUAUUCCGCAUUGUUCGGGAUGUUUUCCCCGUUCCAUCUGCAAAAGAUAUCAGCUCGAGCUUUGGCCGGAAGGUCACCCAAGCGGAGAGAACAUUGCGCUUGCUUGGUUGGAUUCCUCUUACGCACGUCUGCGCGCGCUGGCGGAAUUCGGCUCUUUGCGAUGCCAGUCUUUGGACUGACGUCCCUGUCGUACUCGGCGAGGCGUGGAUGCGGGAGUUCUUGAACCGCAGCGGAGAGAUGCGCAUUAAUAUUGAUUGGAGGGCAUGGCAGACUCAGGUGUUUUCCGGUAUGGUGCCGUGGGAUCUAAUGCAAACGUCCGUCGUUCCUCAGCACUACAAAAGACUCCGCAACUUCGAAGCACAACUCGAGGCCGACGACCCGUUGUUCUCCCUCCUGUCGUGCACAUGGCCGGCUUUGGAGCAUCUUUCGCUCGAGCUCACGGGCGACUUUCCUCGGUAUGUGCUGCUUGGCGGCGAUGCGCCUUGCCUGCGAUAUCUGUCCUUCUAUCUUGAAUCAGAUACUGCGGGCUGUGACACCUUUCCUUGGCGCGCACCUUUCCUCCGCACGCUGGUGGUCCUUGACAUAUACUUCCAUGAGGGGAUAGCCGCUGCGUCUAUGGACGAGUUCUUAAAUGCACUCAAUGCGAUGCCUCAUCUAAAGCACUUGCGGUUGGGCAAUGGGAUCCCGUCAAAGCAGGCUUCGAGGCGUCCGUGUCCGUCCUGCUCUCCGGCGGCGCAGGUGGCAAGCACCAAGCUACGCACGUUUGCUCUUCGGGGGUGCUGGUCUAUGAUACACCACGUCAUGGAACACAUCCACCCAAUGCCUUCCGGGAGACUUUCCAUUGCUGUGCAGGACGAAGACGACGUCACGCAAGCAGAUCUUCGUUCUGUCUAUGCCCGACUGGCUGCAUACAGCCAACGGGAUUCCGUGCCUUCUUCCGGGUUCGGAGCGGUCGAAGUAAGACAAAGUCCGAGCGACAUCGCGACGAUCCGUGCGUUCAGGUCGUCCAGUACGUUGACGUCCACGUCCUGGAGGCCUUAUCCGGGAAAUUGGCAUGAGGGUAUCGCGGGCACACAUCCCGAUCUUGAUAUCCGGCUACCGUGGAGCGAUUCUCUAGCGUCGGCUCUGUUCAGCUCUCUGAAGGAUCUGACUCCAGCUGGACUGCGCGUGCUGUCUCUCAACAUCCCCACCGCCGACGAUCUGGACCGCGUUGUGCACCGAAACAUCGACACCGCCGUGCUCCGGGAUGUCAGCGUUCUGCAGCUGAACGGCAUGUGCGGAGAACGCGUCAGCCGGCUUCUCGCUGUGGACUCGGACGGCGAUGCAGAGCUUCAGACCUUCUUCCCUGCGCUGAGAUUGGUGGACGUCAAGAGCAGCGAAUGGCAGGAGGUGCUUGGGCGAUCGAACUUCGUCGAUGGACGGCCUCUGGCAGACACGCUUGAUGCGCGUCUCGAAGCGGGGUUUGCCAUACCGGCCGUCUAUGUUCGCAUAAAGGAGCCAGUCCAGUGGCUUCGUGAUGACCCGUCUUCCUACAUGUAUGGGAGCGCCGAGAAGGUUCUACGGCAGGCGGAGAGGUUGGAAACGACACCCGGGGUUCGUUUGAUAGGUGAAGAGGAGAUAAUGUACGACCUGACGCUUUAA
Molecule: messenger RNA, 1683 nt
Organism: Peniophora sp. CBMAI 1063
Lineage: Eukaryota; Fungi; Basidiomycota; Agaricomycetes; Russulales; Peniophoraceae
Source: the annotation of a GenBank genome assembly